AAAAUCUCUUUCACCGAAGAAAUGAGCAAAAACAAAAUAAUUAAAAUAUCUGUAAGACACUCAUCCUAUUGAUAUUUUCCGAUAGAAAAUGAACAAACCUAAUUUUUCACCCAAAGUUCAAUUAUACUUCGCUAUCGACAACGAUUGGCUACAAUGAAAUAACGCUACUCGUUUAUUGUUAAUUGCGGUCAGCGACUAUUGAAAAGUAAAUUGUUGAUUGGAGAAAAAUAUAAACAUUAAAUGAAAAUGAGUGAAUCCUUUGCAUAGUUGAUGCAAAAUUGAAAGUAUUCCGAUGCUCUCAUGAAAAUUCUUUUGACCCCAGUAGUAGAUAUAUUUCAGCAAUGAGCUUCUCAAGUGACGAAGUGAAUUUCCUAGUUUAUAGAUAUUUACAAGAAUCAGGUUUUACCCAUUCAGCCUACACAUUUGGGUUAGAAUCACACAUAUCGCAAUCAAAUAUAAAUGGAGCAUUAGUACCACCAGCUGCUCUUUUGAGUAUACUUCAAAAAGGUCUUCAGUACACGGAGGCAGAAAUAAGUAUAGCUGAAGAUGGCACAGAACAAAGAUUAACAGAAAGCCUCAGUCUAAUUGAUGCUGUAAUGCCUGAUGUAGUAGCAAGCAGACAGAAUCAGCAAAAUCAGCCAAAACAAGCAGUAAAGGCUGAAGUUGUUGAUACAAAUGGAGAGGAAGCUGCAGCUGUUGUUUCAACACAAAGUGAAAGUAUGGAAGUGGAUACAUCGAUAGAAAUACCUGCCUCAAAGGCCACUGUACUUAGGGGACACGAAUCGGAGGUUUUUAUAUGUGCAUGGAAUCCAACAACAGAUUUGUUAGCAAGUGGUUCUGGUGAUAGUACUGCUAGAAUAUGGGACAUGUCUGAUAACACAACAUGUCCAAAUCAACUAGUUUUGAGGCACUGUAUUCAGAAAGGAGGAACAGAAGUUCCAAGUAACAAAGAUGUUACUUCACUGGAUUGGAAUUGUGACGGUAGUCUAUUAGCUACUGGAAGCUAUGACGGAUAUGCCAGGAUCUGGACAACUGAUGGUAGGCUUGCUAGUACACUAGGUCAGCAUAAAGGUCCAAUAUUUGCUCUCAAAUGGAACAAACGUGGAAAUUAUAUAUUAUCAGCUGGGGUCGACAAAACAACAAUCAUUUGGGAUGCUGCCAGUGGUUUAUGUACUCAACAGUUCAGCUAUCACUCUGCUCCUGCAUUGGAUGUUGACUGGCAGACAAAUAACUCUUUUGCUAGCUGCUCAACAGAUCAAUGCAUUCAUGUUUGUAAACUUGGCAUGGACAAACCAAUAAAAUCUUUUCAAGGACACACUAAUGAGGUAAAUGCAAUAAAAUGGGAUCCCCAAGGAAUUCUUCUGGCAUCAUGCUCUGAUGAUAUGACUCUAAAAAUAUGGUCCAUGAAGCAGGACACUUGUGUACAUGAUUUACAAGCUCAUUCCAAGGAAAUCUACACGAUUAAGUGGUCACCCACAGGGCCCGGUACAACAAAUCCCAAUAUGAAUCUAAUUUUAGCUUCUGCAAGUUUUGAUUCUACUGUUAGAUUAUGGGAUGUUGAAAAAGGCGCUUGUGUUCACACUUUAACAAAACACACAGAACCAGUUUAUUCAGUGGCAUUCAGUCCUGAUGGGAAAUUUCUUGCUAGUGGUAGUUUUGAUAAGUGUGUGCAUAUUUGGUCAACACAAAGUGGACAAUUAGUACAUAGUUACAAGGGUACAGGUGGUAUCUUCGAAGUAUGCUGGAAUUCUAGGGGAGACAAAGUUGGGGCUAGUGCUUCUGAUGGAAGUGUUUUUGUUUUAGAUUUACGAAAGCUAUAGGAAAGUUCAUUUAGUAACAGACUUUGAAAUCGAUAUUUUAUUUUGUGAUUAUCUUUAUAUUGUUUUAUGCUGAAUAUAUUUUCACUAUACAAA
Messenger RNA from Coccinella septempunctata (seven-spotted ladybird), 1913 nucleotides. RefSeq names its product F-box-like/WD repeat-containing protein TBL1XR1 (gene ebi). The record is from RefSeq and is a predicted model, not a curated record. The coding region runs from base 342 to 1820 and encodes 492 amino acids. Gene Ontology annotation, molecular function: protein binding; transcription corepressor activity. The transcript has 6 exons. Lineage: Eukaryota; Metazoa; Arthropoda; Insecta; Coleoptera; Coccinellidae. Gene Ontology annotation, biological process: regulation of transcription by RNA polymerase II. Gene Ontology annotation, cellular component: histone deacetylase complex.